Molecule: messenger RNA, 2292 nt
Organism: Drosophila suzukii
Lineage: Eukaryota; Metazoa; Arthropoda; Insecta; Diptera; Drosophilidae
Molecular function (GO): protein binding
Source: RefSeq, a predicted model, not a curated record
AUUACGAAUUUCUUUCCUCUGGGACGACACUACGAUCCAAGUAAAUUAUAAACCCGACACACAGCCACGCCCACUUCAUCGCCAACUACGCCCCCGCCCAUUCAGACGCCAUUUUCAUUAUAUUCUAGGACAAAAUAUAAGACGAAAUUUCGUGAUAAACACAUUCGCAAACAGACUUAAUUGAUGUUUCCAAAAAAAACCUUUCGAAUUGUCAUCAACAUUUAAGCCGCAAAACUGUUGCAAAAAUAACAAUAAAAAUUGACAGCCACAUGCUAAUGAAGGUAAGCGUUCGCCAAAAAUGAACCUGAUGAGGUUUAUUAGGCUUUUGCUUGAUUGCCGAACGAGCAGCGGUUACAAUACAACAAAUGUCCGAAAUGGCCGAAAACGUGUUUCCAUAAAAAUCACCUCCAAAAUGUCCGUCACGUGAGACGAUCGGAACGGAUCGGUGAUGAGUCAGCGACCCAUGCGCCCCGAAGCGAUUUCAGUAUAUACUCUUAUAUGUAUAUAUUCGCGGUACUCAUUAAUAAACCACAAACAUAUGCGCUGUCGGGUAUCCGAAUGUACGAGUAUGUAAACUGGAGGCGUUUACCCUUGACCAUGUUUUGACAACCAACAUUACCACAUGGUCAGCAUCGAGGGACCGAGAGGACCGUUAGGAGCCGGGACAACCCAAUCCCGAUACAAUAUAAUCCGAAACAAUCGAUCUAUUGCCCUAUACCUGGGUAAUAACUCACUUUUGGCAUGUGCUGAUUGACGGACAGAUGUUUCCACAGGGGUUCCGAUAUCGGUACCUACAUAUGUAUGUACAUCUUUACCUGGUUCUGGCUAUGUUCAGAUUUCUCCAGAUUCUGUCGACUUGUUUACGAAAGUCACACACAAAACGUGGUAGCAAAAUGGUAAUACGAAGCCCUUCAAACGCGGCAUUGCCAGCUCAAAAAACCCAGGAAUUGGCAAUCGUAAUUGGCUAAAAAUAGUAAAAAGGAUCGAAGAUUGUGAGCCAAAUUUAUGCAAGAUGCCUUAUCUAUACGGAAUAGCGGACACCAAGUUCCUUCACCAGAAGGUGAAAACGAAGGUCAAGGUCCGUUCGGAGAUGCCGCCCACCACGUUUCGACGGAACGAUUUACUCAAGGGUUGCCCCAAAUACGAUAAGGACGACGUACCCAUACAGUUCAGGACAUCACCCGAUUCCCUCGUAGAGCUGUGCUCCAUUGUGGUGGAUAAGCUGCCAAUACCAUCUAUCUUCGAGUGGGAUGAUAUGGAUAUCAGGCGAUGGAUUAAUGGAUAUGGUUAUCCUCAGUAUAUGAACACCUUUCGUGUGAAUAUGAUCACGGGACGAAAGCUGCUCUUGCUGGACGCCUCUGCUCUGUCUGCCAUGAACAUCAAGGACUUCGAUCACAUCCGGCAUAUAACCUAUGCUAUCCGGAUGCUCUUCCACUUCGAGCUUACCAAGUUCUCCUCCAGUAUUUCACUGCCUGAUGAGAAACCCAACGAGCUUUACCUGCUGUUCCACACGCAGACUGGAGUUAACUACGAUGAGGUGCGGAGGUCGGAUCUCUACCGAAGGAUGCAGAUCCUCCGGGAGAGGGCCCGCAACCUGGAUCACUGGGAUCUGCUGUAUAUGUGGUUGCGCAGGGAGCAGGAGCGCAAGUACAAGGAGCUUAUUGGAAUGGUUCCGCGGGCCAAGAUGUACGAGUGCGAUACGGAGGUGGAGAAGGCGGAGCAGUCGCCACCGGAAAUGGAACUCGAGGAGCUCAUGUGCAUGACGUGCAUCCCACCGUGCGAUUGCGACUGGACCGAAAGGGAUCUCCGGUUGCCAUGGCGAAUGGAAUGCCUGGCUCCCCUGCUGGCCACCACCAUGAGCAAGUGGAACUCCAUGCAGGCCCAGUGCCCCACGUGCAUUCCGCCAUGCGAGUGCCGCUGGCCACCGCGUUACUACCUUACGGGCACCGUCAUCCGUUGUCUCCAGAAGCGUUUCCCGGAGAAGUUCUGCCCCAUCUUCGACGAGCGGUACAGGGCGUCACCACGUCCCAGUCUUGUGGAGCGCUGGACCCGCUUCUCCAUUUGAUUCGCAGCUUCUGGAAACUCUAGAUGUAUAUAUUUUAUAUGGUCUGAGUUUCGGGUCGUUAAUCCUAACGAAACUAUACAAAUUAAUACAGCUGAAUUUUUGGAUUUCAUUUUAAUGGCUUUUCAAUUAUUGAGGUCUAUGUACCUUUAAAACCUAAAAUUAACCUUUAUUUUAUAUGGGCUGUAUUUCGGAUCUUUGAUCCUAACGAAACUACAAAUAUUUAUUUA